Ceutorhynchus assimilis (cabbage seed weevil) is the source of this 366-nucleotide messenger RNA. Lineage: Eukaryota; Metazoa; Arthropoda; Insecta; Coleoptera; Curculionidae. The record is from the annotation of a GenBank genome assembly.
AUGUCGAAUAAACUAAGACAAGAAGUCCUCCAGACCUUCAAAUCACUACACCAAACCAGAAAAACCGUUUUCAAAAACGACAAUCGCGCUCUCGCUGAGGGCAGAACCAAAAUAAACCAAGAAUUCAAAAAGCAAAAACACGUCGAAAAUGAAGCAGCCAUCCAGGAACUCCUAAACUAUGCCAGAGCGGUUGAGCACGAACUCAAAACUUGUGUUAUACAAGCUCAGGAAGUUGCCCCUGGGAAAUAUCAGGCUGAAAUUACUAAAGAUACGAUUAAACUUGAUAAUGUUGCUUUUAAAGAAGAAUGUUGCAUGGAGGUUGGCAAUAAAAGGACUCAACAGUGUGGGCCAAGGGGAUGUACCUAA